AUGGCAGGCCAACACGUGAAAGAUGGCGGGAUGAAACGGCCUCUGAGGCUUUGUCCGGGGUCGUAUAUAAUCCGUCUUCCGGGGGCUGGUGUUCAGACAGACAACUAUCUUAGCUCCACAGUGGAGGCAGCCUGUUGGCCGUACACUAUGAGGGGGGCCCGUGCAUCGUCUUUUUUGCAGAGCCCAAGACAGUCUGGACUGCCGAUCGGUGCAGAAGCGCUACGGGGUCGUCCGAGAGGGAAAAAAAAAAAGUGUUUGGUAUGCGCCCGCUUCGGCUCGUCUUUUUUUCUCUUCCUCAAAAAACCCCACGACUUUUACCGCCGUCGACGAAUUUGCGCACGUAGCACUCUUGCAAGAACAACACCGAAGCUCACGAAUCUUUCAUACUUCCCGUCCAAAUAUUCAAGAUGGGUAACGUAUGGCGCAAAGGCUCAGCAGAAGCGGGAGCGCAACCAGAAGGAUGCCAAGUCCAAGGGCUCUCAGCUCAAGGUGAACGCCGCCGCCAAGGACAUCCAGUGCCAAAUCUGCAAGGCCACUUUCCUCAAGACCACCAAGGCCCCUGCCCUGACUGAGCACGCCGAGAACAAGCACAGCAAGGGUCUUGCUGACUGCUUCCCUUCCUUCAUCGCCGCAUGA
Messenger RNA from Colletotrichum truncatum, 636 nucleotides. The record is from RefSeq and is a predicted model, not a curated record. NCBI's taxonomy places the organism in Eukaryota, Fungi, Ascomycota, Sordariomycetes, Glomerellales, Glomerellaceae.